UGUUGGAAGCCCUUCCUGACUAGAGCUCCUUACCAGGCUGGGCUGUAACCUGAAGCAAAGGAGGGAGAGAGAGAGAGCAACAGAGAGAGAGAGAGAGAGAGGGUGGAAACGAUAGAGGGGGAAGAAACAAAGUCAGAGAGUGAGGGAAGGAAAGAGAGAGGGAGGGAGAAAGAGAAAGCAACAGAGGCAGAGGGAGAGAGAAAGAGGGUGAUGUCAAACCAGCUGAGCUCAGAAAGUAAACAGAGCUCCAGAGUGCAGCAUGCUUUCUGCGGUACGGGGACUGCAGCUGGGGGAAAGCCAUGGGGGGACACCUACGCUCCCUCACACCGGCACCCACCACUCCCCCGGGACCCCUGGAUCUUCCCUCUUCAUCACCCUCUUCAUCCUCAUCUCCCUGCACCAGGGGCUAGCAUGGCCCUACGACUACAAGUACCUAUAUAACCACUGUCCGGGCCCAGAGUGGAACGUCAUGUGUCGGGGCUGCUGUGAGUACGACGUGAUUCGCUGUAAGUGUCCCCUCCAGGGCACCCCCGUUGGCUACGCUGUGCCUUGCUGCCGCAACGCCCUCAACGAGUGUGACCCCUGCAUCAUCCACCCAGGUUGCAGCAUAUUUGAGAACUGUAAGCGGUGUAACAAUGGGACGUGGGGGCCCAGAGAUGAUUUCUUCGUCAAAGGGAAGUACUGUGCUGAGUGUCGACCCGGCUGGUCAGGCGGUGACUGCUUGAAGUGUGGAGGAGUGAUCCAUAAACGUCAGGGCCACAUAGUCCUGGAGAGCUACCCCACCAACGCUCGUUGUGAGUGGACUGUUCAGGUGGACCGAGCAUUCACCAUCGAUUUCAGGUUCAUGAUGCUGAGCCUGGAGUUUGACCAUUCCUGUCGCUACGACUACAUCGAGGUGCGUGAUGGUGACAGUAUCAACUCUCGUGUGAUUGGUCGGUUCUGUGGGAACAACAGGCCUGCUCCAAUCCAGAGCUCUGGCAACUCCCUACACGUCCUGUUUGUAGCCGAUGGCUAUAAGAACUUUGACGGCUUCUUCGCCACCUUCCAAGAAAGCUCAGCAUGCAGCUCCUCUCCCUGUCUCCAUGAUGGAACCUGUAUCCUGGACACGUCCCACUCCUACCACUGUGGCUGUCUGGCUGGCUACACUGGACAGAGGUGUGAGAAUGUUGUAGGGUGCAGGAGGCCCCCAAUACCUGUCCAUGGCUCCACAGAGGGGAUAUUCCAUCACUCAGGGGAGCGAGUCACGUUCCGCUGUGACCCUGGAUUCGAGCUGAGGGGGAUCCGCACCGCCAUCUGCCUCCAGGAUGGCACCUGGAGCGCCCCUGCCCCCCAGUGUGUGCCUAUGGUGAAAUUAUGUGCCAUCCCAACCAAGCCUGUCCAUGGAGACCACUUCCUAGUGUACGGGCCCAAUGAUGUCAUCAUAGCCCUGCAGUACCUGUGCUACCGGCCCUACAAGCUGAGCGGGAUGCACCAGAGGACCUGUUUGCCCAACAAGACCUGGAGCGGAACACCCCCCACAUGUGGUAAAGUGAAUAAUACACUUGCUGAACCAGGCAAAGACAAAGGAAAUGACAAAGGAAGAGAUACAGAAAAUGACAAAGAAAAAGAUGCAGAAAAAGACAAAGACACUGACAAAGACAUUGAAAAACCCAAAGACAAAGAGAUAGACUAUAAUACAGCUAUCAAAGAGGACGUGGCUGGUAAAGAUCCAGACACAGGCCUGAGGAACACAACAGUGGACGGUAGAAAAGAUGGUAAAGACAAAAACAUAGACAUUACUCUGGUUAACAUCCCAGGACGAAACGAGGAUAAAACAAGUGACAAAGAAAAAGAAACUGGGCUAGAUAAACCUACUGGAGGUACCAAGGAUAAAGUGGACAGUAAAGAAACGGAUGACAUUGUAAACACAGUGGAGGGAGAAAGAGAAAAUGACGAGGGGAAAACCACCGCAGACAUAGAUGGCAGUCCAGAUACUGGGGGAGACACAGAUGUGAUACGGGAGAUAGGAAAGACAACAGAGUUUCCUGGGAUAGUGGUGGUGGUGGUGGAAGAUAAAGGACAGGAGGAAGAGAAGAAGAAAGAGGAACCAGUAGAUAAAAGCAUUGAUCCAAACACAAUGGAUCCUAAUGACUUAAAACCUAGGGGAGAUACAUUUGCCAUAGAUUACACUGAGUUAAAACCUAGGGGAGACACAUUUGCCAUAGAUUACACUGAGUUAAAACCAAGGGGAGACACAUUUGCUGUAGAGUACACUGUUACGGAUGUGUUUGGCACCAAUGACAUAGAGCAGGGUAUGAAUACAACAAUGUCAAAAGACAUUGUGAAGAUUUUUAUUCCAACUAGAAACAACAACACACAGUUCACCCCAUAUUCAUCAGGAGGUCAGGAAACCGAGAGGCUGGUGGAAAAGCCACACAAAGAUAUAGGAGCAACUAAAGAUAUAGGCUCAACUAAAGAUACAACGGCAAGUACAAGCAAACCUGAAGAGGAAAAUACUGGAAAAGAUUCUGACAAAACGACUAAAGAGGAGUCUGAUGAUGAGAAGAGAGAAAACCAAAGCAUCAGUGAGGAGAGCUGUCCCCCUCUCCCACAGCUCUACCAUGGGUACCAGCAGGUAGUGCCAGGGCUGGUGCCAGAGACAGUGGAUUUCUUUUGUAAUCACUCCUACGCUCUGAGUGGUGACGCCAGACGCACCUGCCAGCCUGGCGGCACCUGGGGGGGCACUCAACCCCUUUGUGUGAGAGCCUGCAGAGAGCCCAAGGUCUCAGAGCUGGUCAGACAGAGAGUUCUGCCUCCACAAGCUCCAUCCAGGAAGACCCCUGUGCAUAAGCUCUACUCAUCCUCUGGGUUUGUGAAGAUGUUCCAGUCUGUCGGCCCCACCAAAGUUCCCCCAAUGCUAUCCCAGCUGCCCCAGGGGUUCCACCACCUCCACACUCACAUUGCGUACGAGUGUGCCUCUCUCUUUUACCAGCACUCAGGCAGUGCACGCCGCACCUGCCUCAAGACUGGCAAGUGGAGCGGACGUCAUGUCUCCUGUUCGCCAGUGUGUGGGAAGCAUCCCACCUUUGACCCCCAGAGCCCGGCAGAGUCCCACUGGCCCUGGCUAGCCGCCAUCUACCAACGCCCCACCAACGGAGCAGGGACCAAGAUGGACAAGAAGGCCAGCCUUGCGGGGUCACUAAAGAAGGGGACUGGAGCUGAAUCAGGUGUUGGGGCUGGAUCCCAGGGGCAGGAUGAGGCCUCAGGCUGGCAGCUGGUGUGUAGCGGGGCCCUGGUGAACCAGCGGAGUGUGGUGUUGGCAGCCCACUGUGUGACUGAGCUGGGGAAGCUGUACCCUCUGGAUGCAGCCACGGUCAAGGUGGUGAUGGGAAAACACUACCGCAGUGACCUCCGAGAGACCAAGGGCCUGCAGCAUCUCAGGGUGGCCUCCAUCUCUAUACACCCCAACUACGACCCGCUGGUUCUUGACUCAGACCUGGCAGUGAUCAAGCUGCUGGACAAGGCUCGUAUUGGGGAGAAGGUCCUGCCCCUCUGCCUACCUGACACCCAGGGUGGAGAGGUGACCUCCAGAGAAGGGUUGGUGACGGGCUGGGCCCCCAACCAGAUCCCCGGAUUGGAAGAGGAGCAGGCCAGGGUGGGUGUGCAGCAUCUGGCUGACGUGGUGCCCUGCGAGCAGCAGUAUGCCCGUAAAGGGGUGCCCGUGAGCGUCACGGACAACAUGCUCUGUGGCCGCCAGCGACCCGACUACAGCCCAUCUAACAUCUGUCCCGCGGACACAGGGGGUAUCCUGAUCCUUCCUGCCCAGACAGGCUCUGCCCAGGACCCUUCUCUUGCCUCUCCAGGGGGGCGGGACAAGUCCAAAGGGGAGUGGCGGCUGCUGGGGUUGGUGAGUUUCGGGUAUGACCAGGGAGAGUGUGACCCAGACCUGUUUACAGUGUACACACAUGUGGCCAACUUUAAAGACUGGAUAGAGAGCCAUAUGAAGUGACAUCACAAGGAUGUGACUCGCCCUGUAUCUCUCUUUUCCUCCCUCUCUUCAACCAACAAUUCCCUCUUUUUCUUCAUCAUUAUUCCCCCUCUUACUUUUAUUUGCCAACAUCUUUCUCCAUUCUCCCUCCUUCCUCCUCCCAUCUACCUGCUUCUUGUCAUACCGACGCAGGGAGUGUGAUCAGUAAAGAUCAGAGUAACACUGAACUGUACAGUGCUCUGAGCUGACUUUAGAAGGCCCUAACACAAACUGAUCAGGUAGAGAUGCCCUCCACUCAGCACAGUACUUCAGUGUUCAGGUUUUACCUUCAAUUUGGUGUUAGACUUGAAAACGACCUGAAAACCAGUUCCCUGGGAAAAGCUGGUUUUCAUUGUAUUCUUUGAUAUGUAUAUAUAAUGUAAUGUAUUAUUAUUAUGGCUUUGCACGUGGUUCAAGAGAUGUACAUAUUGUAUAGAAGGACAUAAAAGUAAUGUUGUUUUUAAUUAAAGAUAUGUGGUUGUGUGUAAAGACA
Salmo salar (Atlantic salmon) is the source of this 4499-nucleotide messenger RNA. Its product is annotated as inactive serine protease PAMR1. Gene Ontology annotation, biological process: proteolysis. The record is from RefSeq and is a predicted model, not a curated record. Gene Ontology annotation, molecular function: serine-type endopeptidase activity. NCBI's taxonomy places the organism in Eukaryota, Metazoa, Chordata, Actinopteri, Salmoniformes, Salmonidae.